GCUUAUAUAGAUCUACUUGCUAUGUUAGUCAUGCUAUUCAACAUAUUUAAUCAUGAGUUUUUCAUUCAAUUUGUUAGUGCAAUGAUGAUCUACCGUGCUAAUUGCAAUGACAAGAGGAUUACAUGGUCCAAAGCCAAAUGGAAUACUAUAAAGUGCCCUGCCCAAACAAAUUAUAUAGAUUGCAGGUACUAUGUACUAAGCUUUCUAAAGGAGAUAAUUGCGCACAAAAAAUCUACAAUUCCACAAGCGUACUUCUCUGAUUGUCAAUUUGGCUUCUACGAUGAGGAUCAACUAAAUGAAAUUAAAGAAGAGUGGGCUACUUAUGUGUUAAAGAAUUUUGCCUAGUGUGGACUAUUUGGUUUAAUUAGUAUUGUUU
Lotus japonicus is the source of this 376-nucleotide messenger RNA. RefSeq lists its product as uncharacterized. The transcript has 3 exons. The record is from RefSeq and is a predicted model, not a curated record. Bases 22 to 345 code for a protein of 107 amino acids. NCBI's taxonomy places the organism in Eukaryota, Viridiplantae, Streptophyta, Magnoliopsida, Fabales, Fabaceae.